AUAUUUUACAAAAUCUUUAUUUACAUUGAGGCGUCACUUUCUCUUUGCACUUUUUAAGAUUUCUGCAGAAACUCAGAAAACUUACAAAACUACUAGAAGAGAAAAAAUGGUGCUGACUCAAGUUUCCGUAGUGUCUUUAGCUGUUACAGCUGUUUAUGCUGUUGUUGCAUUUAUAUUUGCUUUCACCACGGGAAGAUCGCAAACCAGAAUAAACAAAUUGAUUCUUGCUUGGCUUCUGUUCGAUGCAUUGAUUCAUUUUACCUUGGAAGGACCAUUUGUAUAUUGGUCACUUGUUUCAACAAUCCAGAAGUCGUCACACUUCACUGCUCAAGUCUGGAAGGAAUAUGCCUUGGCUGAUAAAAGAUGGGGUGUAUCUGAUCCAACAAUUGUAUCCUUGGAAAUCCUGACUGUAUUCAUAACUGGACCCUUGGCUGUGUGGCUGAUUUUUGCUAUAUUGAAAGACAAAUCCUAUCGCCACUUCAUACAGAUAUUUCUGUGUGUAUGUGAACUUUAUGGUGGAUGGAUGACGUUUUGUCCAGAAUGGUUGACAGGAAGCAAUAAUCUGCGGACUAACAACUUCCUGUAUCUGUGGGUUUACCUCGUCUUUUUCAAUGGAAUCUGGGUCGUCAUUCCCGCUCUGUUGCUUGUUCAGUCAUGGCAGGAAAUACCAUUCACAAAGCAGGUCAAGCAAACCAAAACCGUCGAGAGCGUGACCACAACCUCUGUUAGCCACAAAUACAAUACUCGCUCAACCCGGGGAAAAAAGGCAGAUUAAAACUUAACCACAUGAUAAGAGAUUUAAAUGUAUUUGAAAGUUCCUUUGAUGUUGUUUUUUUGUAAGCUUUAAAUUUUGAUAUGAUUGAAGAGGUUUUGAUGUGUAAUUUCUUUCUAUUUUGAAUGGGACAAGAAUCUUUCAAAGAUAUGUAAAAUAUGUUUUUUGAGGGUUUUUUAUUGAAAUAUUUAGACAAUUUAUUUUCUUUGGAAUAUGAGGGUCAUAUGAAAAUUAAAAGAUAGCAGUGUAUACCAGAUUACCAAUGCACAUGCUGAUACUUUAAGUAUACUGAUGCUUAGCAAUUACAAAGCUGAAAUAUUUUUAAAAUCAUAUUACAUGAAUGAUCCCCCCCCCCCCCUUGCAAAUGAGCAUCACGUACCAGUUCAUGUAUUGUAUAUUUGUAUUUUUUUAGUGUAUUCUUCAUCAAUCCAUUAUUCUGUUGAUUUUAAUAGAAAUGUCUUAUCACUUGUAUAUAUUUUUUAAAACAUUUACCAUGUACAUGUACCAGUGUGUUUGUGCAUACAAAAUUCAAAUGCAUAAUAUUUCUGAAAUCAAAUGGUACAAGGCAGUAUGAAAUAUUUUUCAUCCUGAAGUAUGAGAACUGUGCAUUAUAUAUUUUAUUUGGAAAUAUUUCAAAAGUAUUGGUAUGUUUUCUUUUUCUGAAAAUGUUCGAUAUGUUGCAUCUUUUUAUUGAUAAUCAAAAUGUUUUAUUUUUUUGCGGUAGAAAUUGAUCUCAGCAUGUUAAAUUUUAGUUUAUCAAUUGUGGACAGUUUAUUUAAGAGUUCUGUUUUUUUUAAGCUCAAUUAUGCUUUUACAGGAAUUAGUGGUACAUUAAUCAAUUCACACAAUCAAAUGUAUAUACUUUUUUUAACUGUUAUACACCUGAUCCGUUUUAUUUUGGUUUGUCUGUUUUGUUUUUAUUUUCAUUUUUUAAUUAAUGUUUCGAAAUAUAAAUUUGGCUAUGAAAUAUCAUAUAUGAUAGAAACUUAUUCAAGUUAUUAGGGCAAAUUUUAGAAAUUGUUUUCAAUGAAGGCAGCUCAUGUUGAUAAAACUCAGUAUUAUUCAUUUGUAAUACCUGUGCCAUUUUCUUUAUUUUUUUGUCCAAGAAGAGAAAAAUUUAUCAACUUUCAAAAAUGAUAAUUCAGAAAUUUUACUUUUUUUCUUUUGCUUACACAGUCAUGUGCUAAAUUUGUAUAUUUUUAAGAUAAUAAAUAGGCUCAAUAAAAUGUUC
Molecule: messenger RNA, 2003 nt
Organism: Magallana angulata
Lineage: Eukaryota; Metazoa; Mollusca; Bivalvia; Ostreida; Ostreidae
Product: emopamil-binding protein-like
Exons: 4
Coding region: 107-775 (222 amino acids)
Biological process (GO): sterol metabolic process
Cellular component (GO): membrane; endoplasmic reticulum
Molecular function (GO): cholestenol delta-isomerase activity
Source: RefSeq, a predicted model, not a curated record